This is a messenger RNA of Esox lucius (northern pike), 1080 nucleotides long. It is a transcript of the gene rabl3, whose product is annotated as RAB, member of RAS oncogene family-like 3. Gene Ontology annotation, molecular function: GTPase activity. The record is from RefSeq and is marked provisional. Gene Ontology annotation, cellular component: endomembrane system. Gene Ontology annotation, biological process: intracellular protein transport. Lineage: Eukaryota; Metazoa; Chordata; Actinopteri; Esociformes; Esocidae.
GGACGAAAAAUGGCUUCCCUUGACAGAGUGAAAGUGCUAGUUCUGGGAGAUUCGGGUGUUGGGAAGUCCUCACUUGUACACCUGCUGUGUCAGAACCAAGUCUUAGGAAACCCAUCAUGGACUGUAGGUUGCUCUGUGGACGUACGGGUCCAUGACUACAAAGAAGGCACACCAGAGGAAAAAACCUACUACAUAGAGUUAUGGGAUGUAGGAGGAUCUGUAGGCUGCGCCAGCAGUUUGAAAAGCACCAGAGCAGUCUUUUAUAACUCUGUCAAUGGCAUUGUGUUAGUUCACGACCUGACCAACAAGAAAUCCUCCCAAAAUCUGUAUCGCUGGUCACUUGAAGCCUUGAACAAAGACUCCUCCCCAACAGGGGUAAUUGUUUCGAAUGGUGAUUACGACCGAGAGCAGUUUGCUGACAGCUCUGUGCCUUUGCUCUUGAUCGGCACCAAGUUUGACCAGAUUCCUGAGAACAAGAAAAAUGAUGUUCUCACGCGGACAGCUUUUCUGUCUGAAGAUUUCAACGCAGAGGAGUUAAACCUGGACUGCACCAACCCAAGAUACCUUGCUGCAGGCACAUCCAAUGCUGUGAAGUUGAGCAGAUUCUUUGACAAGGUUAUAGAGAAGAGAUACUUCACCAGAGAUCCCAGUCAAGUAACAGGUUUCACAGAGAGGAAGCGCUUUAAUUUCAAAAGCCUCCACUAUGAUUGAGACAGCGGACCUCAGCACUGCAGUUUGAAUAAUUCAGACAUUGACUUCAAUGAGAGACAAACACCAUUUGGUUGAUGUUGCAGACUCUCAAUAAACCAAGAAUUUUGUUUUGACGGGAACAUGGAAAAAGGGUUCCCCUACUGUCAGUAGCAGAGAAAAGCAAUGAGUCAUUUCAUUGAAAUUCUGUUUCUAGGUGAACUUUUCUUCUUCUAAUCCCCAAUGAUUUGCUAUGAUAGCAAGUUGGUUAUAUGUUUUGUUUAAAUGACUAACAGCUGUAUGCUUACGCAGUGAGUAUUUUGAAGGAAUUUCUAUUGUUUUGUUUUCCAUUCCUCUUGUUAUCAAUAAUAGAAUAAAAAACGUAUUCAAAUG